Messenger RNA from Tetrahymena thermophila SB210, 5697 nucleotides. RefSeq lists its product as hypothetical. The transcript is spliced from 6 exons. The record is from RefSeq and is a predicted model, not a curated record. NCBI's taxonomy places the organism in Eukaryota, Ciliophora, Oligohymenophorea, Hymenostomatida, Tetrahymenidae.
AAAUUUUGUCAAAAAUAAAAACUCAGAUUAAUUCAAAAAGUUAAAUAGAGAGAAAAUAUUUAUAAACUAUAUUUUAGCUAAAAAAUGAUCGAACAAUUUUUCUUUUUAAUUGUCUUAUUCCUAGCUAUUAACGGUAUUAUUGUGAAAGGGUUAGAAGUGGUCUACUAUUAAGAUUUUACUCCUAGUCUUUCCUGCUCUAAUCUUUUUAGCUAGUAUUGGUCUAUAGUUUCUGGUUCUUUUUCUGGUGGAAGUUGCUAAUAUUAAUGCUAGAGAUCAGAUAAUGGAAAUCAGGCUGAUAUAUUAUCACCAGAUAUGUCUAGUUAUCCUAACGGAUUAUAAAUGAUAAAAUCAAUCACAUAACCUUAUUCUUUUUUUGGUGUUGAUUUAGUUUAUUUAAGGAAAAUUGACUCCUUAAAUAUGAAUAUAUUUGAUGGAGAUACUUCUUUAUUCAAUUAAAACUACAGCGGGGCUAGUACAGGUACUAAUAUAGAAUAUAAUUAUAGCCUAACAUGUUCUCAAUAUUCUGGAUAUAUGUAAGUAAGUAAGGAAACAGUUUAAUUGAAUUAAUCUCUAACAUCAAACAAUAUAAAAGUGUAGUUCAUAUAACAUGUAACUAAUGGUUAUUCUUGGUAUGGUGUUUUAAAAUUAAGAACAUGGGCUAAUUGUGUAGAAAAUUGCGAUAUUUGCUUAAACAGUACUAAUUGCAGCAGUUGUCUUUAAGGGUUUGAUAGGUAUACACUACAAUCAGGAUAAAAAGUAUGUGAAUAAACUUAAGAUUGCAACAUAAACAAUUGCUUUUCAUGUAUCAAAAGCUCUCCUUCUUCUCUAACAGUUACUUGUGUUAAAUGUCUACCAGGUUAUUCCUUAGAUGCUAACAAUAAUUGUUUUGCAAAUCCUGGAGGGGCUUGUCCUGCAAACUAGUAUUAAUCAAAAGUUUCAGUUUGCUAAACCUAUAGUACUUAAUGUUAUAUGUAAAAGUAAAAUACUUACUAUACUUGGUAAAUUUGUCCUGGAUAAGUUAAUUUAUCUUAAUACAAAUGCUUAUAUUCAUAGUCUAUUCUUAUCUAUGAACAUAAAAAUUAUUCUCUUUAUACAUGUGGUUGCCCUGUAAAUAAUUGUAUUUAAUGUCCAAAUCCAAAUUAAUGCUCUUAGUGUUAAUUAGGAUAUACUUAUGAUCCUAUCUCUUAAACUUGUAUUUUUGUGAUGUGCCCUGUAUUGUAUUCACGUGAUCCUUAAACAGGUCUAUGCAAUAAAAAUUGCAGCGGAAAUGACUGUUAGUAAUGUGAUUAAAAUCAAUAAUGUAUUUUAUGUAACCCUACAGGUAAUUAUUAUAUAGAAACCACAAAUCCAGCCAAUUGCGCUUUGUGUACAAUUUAAAAUUGCUUAAGCUGCUCAGGAGAAGGACUUUGUUAUCAAUGCUAAAACCAUUUUUCUUUAAGUUAAGACAGAACUGCUUGUAAUCCUUGUAAUGUCAACAAUUGCAAUUAAUGUGUAAUUGGUUAACCUAGUUUAUGUUAGACAUGCAUAGCUGGUUAUAUUUAAAGCUUUGAUUAAACUACUUGUUCAUGUUCUGUGUAAAAUUGUUAAGCAUGUAAUUCUUAAGAUGGUACAAUUUGUGAUUUUUGUGUAAAUGGGUAUCUAAUUAGCUUAGAAAAAAAGCAGUGUUCAUGUGCUGUUCCAAAUUGUUCACAGUGUAAUCUUUUAGAUGGUACUUAAUGCUAAACUUGUGUUAGUGGAUAUAAUCUGAACCCUUUAAAUAGCAAAUGCUUAUGUAAUGUUCCUAAUUGCUAAACUUGCAAUUCUUUAAAUGGUAAUUUAUGCGAUAGCUGCGUAACAAACUAUGCACCAGUAGGUAUCUAAUCGCCAACCUGUACUUGCUAAGUUUAUGGAUGCUAAACGUGCACUCCUCUUAAUGGGCUCAUAUGUUAAAUUUGUUAUUCGAAUUUCAUAAUUUCAUAAAGUGGAUCUUGCUUAUGUAAUGUUUAGAAUUGCAGUCAAUGUAGUGCAACAGAUGGAAAUUUAUGUAAUACAUGUCUGAAUAAUUACUAAUUAAGCUCUUCUAAAACAUCAUGUGAUUGUUAAGUAAACAGCUGUAAUUAAUGCGAUCCAAACAAUGGAAAAAUAUGUAUAUUUCCUAAACCAGGUUAUACAUAUGAUUCUAUAAGUUAAACAAAUAAAUGUAAUUUUGCAAACUGUUAAAUAUGUGACCCAAACAAUGGAAACAUUUGUUUACAAUGUUAAAGCGGAUAUAACUUUAAUUCUAACUAAUGUUAAUGUAAUGUUUCUAAUUGCUUAACUUGCAACUCUUCAAAUGGUAAUUUAUGCGAUAGCUGCAUAACAAAUUAUGCACCAGUAGGUACCUAAUCGCCAACUUGUACUUGCUAAGUUUAUGGAUGCUAAACGUGCACUCCUCUUAAUGGGCUCAUAUGUUAAAUUUGUUAUUCGAAUUUCAUAAUUUCAUAAAGUGGAUCUUGCUUAUGUAAUGUUUAGAAUUGCAGUCAAUGUAGUGCAACAGAUGGAAAUUUAUGUAAUACAUGUCUGAAUAAUUACUAAUUAAGCUCUUCUAAAACAUCAUGUGAUUGUUAAGUAAACAGCUGUAAUUAAUGCGAUCCAAACAAUGGAAAAAUAUGUAUAUUUCCUAAACCAGGUUAUACAUAUGAUUCUAUAAGUUAAACAAAUAAAUGUAAUUUUGCAAACUGUUAAAUAUGUGACCCAAACAAUGGAAACAUUUGUUUACAAUGUUAAAGCGGAUAUAACUUUAAUUCUAACUAAUGUUAAUGUAAUGUUUCUAAUUGCUUAACUUGCAACUCUUCAAAUGGUAAUUUAUGCGAUAGCUGCAUAACAAAUUAUGCACCAGUAGGUACCUAAUCGCCAACUUGUACUUGCUAAGUUUAUGGAUGCUAAACGUGCACUCCUCUUAAUGGGCUCAUAUGUUAAAUUUGUUAUUCGAAUUUCAUAAUUUCAUAAAGUGGAUCUUGCUUAUGUAACGUUUAGAAUUGCAGUCAAUGUAAUGCAACAGAUGGAAAUAUAUGUAAUACAUGUAUGAAUAAUUACUUAUUAAAUAAUUCUAAAACAUCAUGUGAUUGCUAAGUAAACAGCUGUAAUUAAUGCGAUCCAAAUAAUGGAAAAAUAUGUAUAUCUCCUAAGGCAGGUUAUACAUAUGAUCCUUUAAGUUAAACUAAUAAAUGUAAUUUUGAAAACUGUAAAAGAUGUGACCCAAAUGAUGGAAAUAUUUGUUUGUAAUGUUAAAAUGGAUAUAACUUUAGUUCGAACUAAUGUUAGUGCAAUGUUUAAUAUUGUUAAAAAUGUGAUCCUUUAAAUGGGAGUACCUGUCAAUAAUGUAUUACUGAAUAUCACUUUAAUCCAACUGGUUAAACUGUUUAAUGCUAGCUCAAUUGUAGCUUAGACAACUGCAAAGAAUGUUAAGAUCCUCCAAAUAAUAAAACUUAGUGUAAAAGCUGUAAUUCUGGAUAUGUAUUAGAUCCAUCUACAAAUUAGUGUGUUUCAACUUAAUGCAAAGUUCCUCAGUGCAGUCAAUGUUAGCCAUAUAAACCAAAUCGAUGCUAAACAUGUAAUGAUAAAUAUAAUUUAGAUUCUGAUUCAUAAUGUAUUUUAUCAAUAAGAAAUGAUUUCUCUGUUUAGUAAACUGUCAUUUAAAAUGUUGGCUAUAACGUCACAUUAAUUUUUAAAAAUUAAAUAGUUAUGGAAGAUUAAAAUUUUGACAGUUAAUUAAAAAUCUAAAUAUAAGAUUAUGUUAACCCUUUUUAAGUCACCAUCCUUUAUGUUUAAGAAUAAUCAAUCAAAAUUUAAUUAAAAUUAUAAGACAAUUGUAAAAAUAAGAACUUGGUAGUUUAGAUGAAAGAUCCUAGCUUUGUUUAGAUUAAUAACUUAGUCGAUCCACAAAAAGAAGUAAAACUUAAUGAAUAUGUAGUUCUUUCAGAAUCUUAAAUUUAAUAGUCUUAACAGACUAAAUAAGUUACUUCUGGAGCUUCCUCUUCCUUACUUAUAAUGAUGAUACUUAUGAUAGUGAUAGGAAAUACCUAUGUUCUUUUUAGUACAAUAGAUUUAACAACUUUUAUUUAUUUUAUGCUCUUUAUUGAUGUUAGAUAUCCUGAUAAUGUUAUGUCGUUUUGCUCUAUAUUUUAAAAUUUCCAGUUUGCAUUCAUUCCUAACUCAAUAUAAGUUUAUUUUAUGGAUCCAAAUUACACUCAACCAUACACUCCCAAGAAAUUCAUUGAUAAUGGAUAUGAUGCAUAUUUCUUUAACGGAGCAGGAUAAUCACUUACAAUUAUAGCUGGUAUCAUGAUGAUAUAUGGAAUUAUCAAAGUUUUAUCUUAUGUUCCAGUAACUUCUUUAAGGGUAUAUAUAAAAAGUAAAAUCAAAAGUGGAUGGGAAUUUUGUGGUUUUUUUGAUAUGGUUGGAUGUGUGUAUGUUUAUUUAUUAAUAUCUUCUCUAUUAUAGUUUUACAGCUUUUAAUUUGAUGAAUCACUUGCUUUUAUUAACUAUACACUCUUUUCUAUAACCUUUGUAUUCACUAUUAUCUAUCCAAUAAUGAUAACAAUUUUCAUAAAAAAAUGCAAAAACUUAAAUGACCCAUAAAUUCAAAUGCAAUUUGGAUCUAUUAUAGGAGGUUUAGUGAUACCUUAAAAUGAUCAAAAUUCUGAGGAAUAGAACAAAAAACAAGAAAAUAACUUGAACCAAUCUAAUCUAAAGAUGUCAAAUGAAAGCAAAUCUUUAUAAAAAAUUGAGAAUGAAAAACUAACCAGAUAAAAAUAGUUACAGUAUAAGUGGAGUAGAUAUACCAAUGUAAUUCUUUAUGCUAGAAAAAUUAUUUAUAUGAUGGUUUUAUUAUAUUUUUAUGGAUAAGUGUACUUUUAAAUGAUUAUUAUUAAUUCUAUGAAUAUUUUCCUAUCAAUCUAUUAUCUGUACCUUAAGCCAUAAGAAGAAAAAUCUGCUAAUAUAAAAAAUGGAAUAAGUGAGGUGUUACUAGUAAUAAUGCAGGUUACAAUUUGCUUCUUAGUUAAAGAUGAUGAAAGUUAAAGAGAGGAAGAUAGAUUUAACAUAGGAUGGAUUAUAGUUGGUAGUGCAUCUUUAAUUUUAACUAUACAUAUUUUUAGUGUUAUUGUAGAUCUAUUAAAAGGUAUUUAUAAUCUUGUUAAAGAUUUUAUUUGCACACUCAUAAAACCAAAAGCAGAGAUCGAAAAGUUAAAAUAAGAAAAACUCGCUUAGGAAUAGAAUAAAUAAAAUAAAUUUUUAAGACUAGCUUCUUAAAUUUCGAUUGAUAAAUUAACAAGUAUGAAGAAAAAAUUAAGCUUAAUUGCUUAGUCAUAAUUAGAUAUAUCUAUGGUAUCAAUAUAAAGACAUUAAACCAAAUAAAAAUAAAUAAUAGUUUAACCUAAAAAUAAAGAAAACAAACAUAUCAGAGAACUACAAAAGUAAUCAGAAAAUGGUGGCUAGCCAAAUAAACAUUCCCUUAAAGACGUAGAAAACUAAAUUAAAAAAAAUGAAUAGAAAAACUCUUCUUUUGAAUUAAAAAACUCUCCAGACCACUAAAAAAUGAAUUUAUAAAAUUCAUUUAUCCACAAUAACAUAAAUAAUUAGAAUACUCAUAAAAUACUAUUUUCAGCGCCACAAUCUAUUAAUUUAUCUAAUAAUUAUUUACUAGCUGCUAAAAAUCCAUCAUAAGUUUUUUUAUGA